AUGCACAACCAACACGUGCUCGACCGCGCGUACGGCUUCAUUCCCCACCAUGUUCUCAAGCGCGCUUGUGCCUCACAUCUCGUCUACGCGAUACAGGCAUGCUCCGCCAUCACGUUUAGCCAGCACCUGCCCGCGCCCCAUGACCCGCACGAGCGCAUACCCGCCCAUGUCUCGGGCGUGAAUGCGCUGACCAUUGACAAGUUCGAAGGGCGGUAUCUUCUCUCUGCAGGUGCCGAUAGCUCCAUUGCCAUAUGGGAUCUUGAAGCGCAGACAAGUGCGACCGAAGCCGGGGCGACGUAUCUGCCUCUGACGGCGGUGAAGAAGACGAGCAAAGCACACAAGCUGGGCAUUACGCAGAUACAGUUCUACCCAUUUGACUCGCUUGCGUUUCUCACGUCAUCGUACGACCACACGGUGAAGCUCUACUCGAGCGAAACGCUCGCCGCGUCUGCAUCGUUCGACUUGGACUCGGUUGUGUACAACAUUGCGCUAUCGCCAAUCGCCUCGCAUCUGCUCGUCGCAUGCGCCACGCAGUACCCAAACGUACGUCUUGUGGACCUUCGAUCUGGCGCGACGACACAUAGUCUGGCGGGUCAUUCUGGCGCUGUCCUUUCUACAGCAUGGAGCCCAGUCCGCGAACACAUUCUCGCCAGCGGAGCUACAGACGGCACGGUGCGCUUCUGGGAUGUGCGUCGUAGCGUCGGUGAGGUGGGACUGCUUGAUCUCGAAGACACGGUUGGUCUCGGAAACCAUUCCUCGUCGUAUUCGCGCAGCCAGACGAUGAAGCAAGCGCAUCGGGGACCUGUAAAUGGGCUUUUGUGGACAGAAGACGGCAGACAUUUGGUUAGCUGCGGCCACGAUGCGCGUAUCCGCGUUUGGGACACGGGCACAAGUGCCAACACGCUCGCAAACUUUGGGCCCAUGGUCAGGAAUAGCGGACUCUCUCCGCGCAUGCCCGUCUUGGCUCCAGCACAGUACCUCCAGCCGAGCGCCGACGUCCUCUUCUACCCCAACGAGUCUGAAAUUCUCGCCUACGAGCUCUUUGAUGGCAAGCUAAUACGGCGUCUGCGUCGCUCGCAGACGGCGAUGGCGGCGCAGCGCAACGCGGGCAAAGACAAAAUCACCAGUCUGGCCUGGCGCGCCCAUGACGUUGAGAUGUAUUCGGGGCAUGCAGACGGCAGUGUUGCGGCGUGGAAGGCGUGGACAGAAGAGGAUGUCGAGGUAGAGGAGGAGGAGGAGAGGGAAAGAGAGGAGAGAGAGGGCGAAAAGAAGAGAAAGCGGGGCGUCUUGGACGAGAUUUACCAGGGCUUGACGAAGAAGAGUGGGAGGUUUGGCAGUACGGAAGUGUAGUUGCAAUGGUUGCAAUUCUUGUGGCUAUGUCAAGCGUAGUUAUUGUAGCAGCAUGUCAUUCGGAGCAUACAUGACAAUGACUUUGUUGGUGGGCGUCAAAGCGUAACAGGAAAAUAGGAAUACACGUAAUAGAAAAAAAAAGACAUGAACAGGAUGCUAUGGCGAGCCGAACUGGGGCAAGCGAGCGGGAACAAAGUCGUCUCCAACGGUGUUGCUUGGCCCACUUUGCCCAUGGUCACUCGCAUCAACUGGAAAAGAUGUAGUGCCCGGCAUAGGCUGCGCAUGCACGCGGGCAGGCAGCGGGACGGCAUCGUGUCGUGGGGCAUUGUGCUCACUCGUCGCGGACGGCGAGCGUAUCAAGGGCGACACGGUGGACUGCAACGUCGACAUUUGGGCGGGGUCCUUGGUCUUUCUGUCGAC
Messenger RNA from Exserohilum turcica Et28A, 1770 nucleotides. RefSeq lists its product as uncharacterized. Bases 1 to 1350 code for a protein of 449 amino acids. Lineage: Eukaryota; Fungi; Ascomycota; Dothideomycetes; Pleosporales; Pleosporaceae. Gene Ontology annotation, cellular component: nucleotide-excision repair complex; Cul4A-RING E3 ubiquitin ligase complex. Gene Ontology annotation, biological process: proteasome-mediated ubiquitin-dependent protein catabolic process; protein polyubiquitination; transcription-coupled nucleotide-excision repair. The transcript has a single exon. Gene Ontology annotation, molecular function: protein binding. The record is from RefSeq and is a predicted model, not a curated record.